This is a messenger RNA of Gloeophyllum trabeum ATCC 11539, 1845 nucleotides long. Its product is annotated as Arginase/deacetylase. The record is from RefSeq and is a predicted model, not a curated record. Gene Ontology annotation, molecular function: agmatinase activity; metal ion binding. The transcript is spliced from 9 exons. Bases 94 to 1284 code for a protein of 396 amino acids. NCBI's taxonomy places the organism in Eukaryota, Fungi, Basidiomycota, Agaricomycetes, Gloeophyllales, Gloeophyllaceae.
GAACGCAUUCCGUUAACGUUCUUAACCGCUCCUCUAUAUACCUUGAUUCUUCUGUUUGCUUGAACUCCCGCAGCCUGAGUGCUACUCGACGAGAUGCGAGGCGUCCUUAGUCUGGGGUUUGUGUUGUAUGGGUCGUCCUACGUCUACGGUCAUCAGGUUCCUCUCGGAGAACACGCCGCUCAUGUAGAAUCCGAAAGCCCGUGGACUGCAAAAUACGGUCCACAGAUUGAUUUGCCCUUCACUGGUCCUCUGUCGUUCUCGCACCUCCCCUAUUCCAGAUGCCUCGAAGAUGGAUCGACCGAAUUCGACGUCGCAGUACUCGGUAUGCCCUUCGAUACAGCUGUCACAUACCGUCCCGGGGCGCGCUUCGGCCCAUUCGCCAUUCGGUCAGGCAGCCGGCGACAGAGGGCCGAGCGAGGUUACUCUUUGGCCUGGGAUAACAACCCAUAUAAUCACGGUUCAAAAGUCGUUGACUGUGGUGAUGUACCCGUAAGUCCAUUCGACAAUGCUCUAGCCAUCGACCAGAUGGAGACCGCGUAUACUACCCUGUUGGAAAGACCCGUCGUCAGCAGUGAAGAGUCUCGCCCUUGGUCCAGCGUCGAAAUUGCCAAGGACAAGCGCGAGCAUCCCAGGAUAAUCAGCCUUGGUGGUGACCACACUAUCGUACUACCGAUCCUCCGGUCUUUGAACAAGGUUUAUGGAAACAUAUCCGUUAUUCACUUCGACGCACAUCUGGAUACCUGGGAAGGCUACAAAGGACAGACCCCCACUGACCAAUCCCGUAUCACGCACGGUACCUUCUUCUCUGUCGCACGAGAGGAGGGGCUGCUUUCGAACGCCAGUAUCCACGCCGGUGUCCGGUGUAAAUUAACUGGACUAGAUGAUAUUGAACAUGACGAAGCCGUUGGAUUUAAACUUAUUACUACGGACGACAUCGACGAUCACGGCAUUUCUGAAAUAAUUAGGCGGAUCAGGGAUCGCGUAGGUGAUACCCCUGUAUAUUUGAGUUUCGACAUUGACGUCAUUGACCCUGGUUUAGCACCUGCAACGGGAACACCUGAAGCAGGCGGAUGGACUGUUCGUGAAGUCAAACGCAUUAUCCGCGGUCUAGCAGGUCUCAACUUUGUUGGCGCCGACAUCGUCGAAGUUUCCCCUGGUUACGACCAUGCUGAAGUCACCGGAAUAAUCGCGGCUGAUUUGGUGCACGACUUUCUGUCGAUGUUCCUGACGCAGGCACCGCCAAAGGCGCCCAAGGGUGGCCUUGCUUCUAGACAAGAGCUCUAGAGAUUAUAAUAUUCGAAAUCAAGCCAAAAGAAGCGGCGUUUCCUUGUCAUAACUGGAAGCAAAAUAGAUCUCACGAAUACAUUGGCAGAUGUGAAAUAGGUGGACCCCUGCUAUUACUCACCACGAACUGUGAGCACUUGAUGGAUACGACGAUAAGCCAUCUCGCACAUGCGACAGACAAAUCGAAUGCAGCGUAACAACAAGGUCGACAGUCCGUGAUGUGUCGUUAAAAUGGACCACGAUAAACAAACAUGACACGAAAGUCGGGAAUCAAUAAUAUAAUAAUCUCGUAAAGAGUCCGGUACACAAAACAUCAACUCGAGGCCAUCAUCGUUUCUCGUUCCUCGAGGGUCCUGACCAUCCCCCGGGUGUCUGUGGAGCGACAUCCUCAUACACAGGUGGACUAUCAUCGUAAUGCGCGGGUGGUGACACCACCGAAUUCCUCUGCGCUCGUGGUCCCUUUACAGGACUUGCGUGCGGGUUUGAUAGAGCACCCACGCGAGUAUCAAUAGGUGGUGGCGAUGUUGUUAUAUGCGGGGCUGUGGAAGUCCCAGGGUAUGG